Aspergillus welwitschiae is the source of this 351-nucleotide messenger RNA. RefSeq lists its product as uncharacterized. The record is from RefSeq and is a predicted model, not a curated record. The transcript has 3 exons. Bases 1 to 351 code for a protein of 116 amino acids. NCBI's taxonomy places the organism in Eukaryota, Fungi, Ascomycota, Eurotiomycetes, Eurotiales, Aspergillaceae.
AUGGUAGUUCCUGAUCGACAAGAUAAUGACCAUAGAACUCGAGACUUGCGUGAUGAGGAAGAAAGGUAUAAAUUGACCUUCAUGGUCUUCAGAUACAUCUACCAUCAUUCUCAUCUAGUACCGCUCUAUCUAUCUCCCUCACCGACAAGACCUUUCCAAAUCACUCUACCUACCACUACCCAGAAACAUCACAAAAUGAAGUUCAUCCUCCUCUCCGCCCUCUCCCUCCUGGCCGUCUUCGCCACCGCCAAUCCCAUCGACGUCGAUGUCGGCGCGGUGGUCUCGGGCGCUGCAGACGCAGCUGCCAGUGUCGGUGCGGAUGUAGAUGCCGCUGUUGGUGAUAUUAUCUAA